AUGGCGAUCCACUACAUCUGCAACAGCUGCCACAAGCGCAUCUUCCCCGUCAGCGCGCGCUUCCACUGCCUCGUCUGCACCGACUACGACACCUGCCAGGCCUGCCAUCUCUCCGCGCGCUUCACAGCCCCCCACGAAGGCGCCCACGCCUUCCACGUCAUCUACGUCCCGACGACCUCCCCGCCGCCCACCGCCGCUCUCACAACCCUCACCAUCCCCCCGCCGCCCCCGCCCCCGCCGCCCCCGCCACCCCCCGUCCCCUUCCGCUCCCCGCAGCAGCAGCAGCCACCCCCGCUCCCCCCGCGCCAGCUCUCAUCAACCUCCUCCCCGCACUCCCCCGCCACAUCCCCUCACCCCUGGGGACCCCUCACAACCCCGCAGCUAACCCCAACACCCCACCUCCUCCGCCUCGCCGACGCAGCAUUCACACACUUCUCCACCCCCGCCCCCACACGCACGCUCACCCCCGAGCAGCUCGCAACAUUCUACACCGCCAUGGGGCGCUCGGGGUCAACAAACUUCCCCUCCCUCUUCCACACGCUCAUGGCGCACUACGGCGCCACGCUCGACCCCAGCGACGCGCAGAUUGCGUUCGUCUUCCAGGAGUAUGCGUAUCCGUUUGUUGUCGACACGCGCGCGGGGUCGGCCGUGGUCAACGGGAUGCCGCUGCUGCUGCUGGAGGGCUUCCGCAGGAUGCUGCUGGAUGAGAUAUUGGAGGCGCCCGAGAACGCGUGGAUGGGGUUUAAUACGCUGCUGGCGGGGGCGGGCGGGGCGAUGGGGGUUGGCGCAGGGCCGAUUCCGAGGGCGUGUUUUCCGGAGAGGGAGGAUGCGGGGGCGAGGGCGAGGGGGGAUCGCAUUAGUGGGGUGUUGGUGGAGCGGUCGAGGGUUAUGUUUGAGCGGCUGGAGAGGGAGCGGGAGGAGCGGGAGCGUGCCGAGAGGGAGAGGGAGGCGGGCGAGACGCCGGCCAUGAAGGAGUUGAAGAGGAGGCAGGCGGAGGUGGAGGCGGAGGCGGCGGCGAGGGAGAUGUUGGCGGCGGCACAGGUGAGGGCUGAGAUUGAGCAGAUGGGGCAGGAGGCGUGUGUGGGUGGGUGGAGGACGGAUAGUUGGGGGAAUGAGUAUUACCAUGAGGGGCUCAUUUAG
Morchella importuna is the source of this 1140-nucleotide messenger RNA. RefSeq lists its product as uncharacterized. The transcript has a single exon. Gene Ontology annotation, molecular function: zinc ion binding. The record is from RefSeq and is a predicted model, not a curated record. NCBI's taxonomy places the organism in Eukaryota, Fungi, Ascomycota, Pezizomycetes, Pezizales, Morchellaceae. The coding region runs from base 1 to 1140 and encodes 379 amino acids.